Messenger RNA from Leucoraja erinaceus (little skate), 912 nucleotides. It is a transcript of the gene rwdd4, whose product is annotated as RWD domain containing 4. The record is from RefSeq and is a predicted model, not a curated record. The transcript is spliced from 6 exons. The coding region runs from base 181 to 846 and encodes 221 amino acids. NCBI's taxonomy places the organism in Eukaryota, Metazoa, Chordata, Chondrichthyes, Rajiformes, Rajidae. Gene Ontology annotation, molecular function: protein binding.
GGGACAGAGACAGAGACACACACACACACGCACCACGUGACGGGGGUCGGCCGACCGACCGGCCGUUCGGCAGCAGCGGCGGCGGCGCGGGGUGAAAGGGCGGCGGCGACGGCGGGUCGUGGAGGCCGUGGACGCUGACACCGACACCGGCCCCGGCCCGGGCCCGCGGGGAGAAGCGCGAUGGCGGACAACGAGGACCAGACGAUGGAGCUCGAAGUUCUGCGCUCCAUUUAUGAAGGAGACGAAUGUUUUAAAGAACUUAGUCCAACAUCUUUUCAAUAUCGGAUAGGUGACCAUGACGACCCUAAGGCCUUCCUACUUGAAAUAUCAUGGCCUGAAAUGUACCCGGAACUGCCCCCAAAAAUAUCGCUGAAUGCCUUCUUCAACAAUGGCAUUGCCACGUUAGUGAAGCAAAAUAUAAUAGCCAUGCUGCAGGAGCAGGUUGAAGCAAACCUCGGGACUGCCAUGAUGUACACGCUAUUUGAAUGGGCUAAAGACAACCAGCAACAACUCAUGGAAAACCACCGGCCAGUAGUCAACACAAUGACUACGUCAACGAAUGAAGAUUCUGUUCCUUCAAAUAUUCCAUCGUCCAAGAAGAAAGAGAAAAAAGAACAACUAACAAAGUCUCAAAAGAAAAAGUUGGCUGAUAAGACAGAUCACCAGGGGGAGCUGCCGCGAGGCUGGAAUUGGGUGGAUGUCGUGAAGGUACAGCAUGGACUUUAUAUUUUUAAGCAUUAUACUGUGACUAUUUUCACAUGUGAUCAUAGAAUGAGGUGUAAGCCUUCAACUAAAAGAUGUAUUAAAUGUUAUUCCCUUCACCCUGCAUCUGUCCACUGUGGAUGACUUGAUUGUAAUCGUGUAUAGUCUUAUCGCUGAAAGGUUAGCGCGGGACAAAUAAACUUCAUACUG